This is a messenger RNA of Strigops habroptila (Kakapo), 3377 nucleotides long. RefSeq names its product leucine rich repeat containing 70 (gene LRRC70). Bases 800 to 2743 code for a protein of 647 amino acids. NCBI's taxonomy places the organism in Eukaryota, Metazoa, Chordata, Aves, Psittaciformes, Psittacidae. The record is from RefSeq and is a predicted model, not a curated record. The transcript is spliced from 3 exons. Gene Ontology annotation, molecular function: protein binding. Gene Ontology annotation, cellular component: plasma membrane.
AGCUAAAACCAGCACAUACGGUCAAAAACAUUUUUGAAAACUUCAGAAAUGUUUCUUCUGGGAGAAUUUGGAAGGAAGCAUCUUCGAAAGCAUGUUCCUGUUUAUUCUGCUUCCUUUGCUCAUGUGCUUCGUGCAUUUCAGCUUGGAUUAUUAUAGCCAAAGAUACUUGGGUGGUAUUUUGUCUCUUACGUGAACUUGUGCUUCCUGUGUGAGAUCAUUGUGGCCAAAGUGACUUGAUUUUUCUGUUGUUGUGUCUCUUUCUUGGCUGUGGCUGCUGAUGAGCUUUGCCAUCUUUGUUUUGUUGAGCAGAAGGUCUUGUUACAGUGUACAUCAUGGGUUUAUAGUUAUAUUGCUGUUUGUAGGCUUAAUCUCUAAUUUGCCAUCUCGUUUUGUUGUUUCCCCUUUUCCCCUUUGAUGUGACUGGACUUUGCAGGUAUUUCAUCCCUGUGAUGGGUAAGGUAAAGAUGUAAUCUCCGGUACUUAAGUGAGGGGGAUAUUUAUAGCUCACAUGUUUGCACUGAAUGUUUAUCUGCACAGGGGACGCUGCAGGAAACAAAAGCUGUGGUCUGAAGCUGUGGCUGUCAGAAUAUACACAGUCCUCUGUGGAUAAAUUCUCUGUUAAAAAGUGGCCUAAGUUUCCUGAACGAACAGUUGCAAAUCCUGGGGCAAAAUGUGAGAGAGCUCUAGUACGCAGCAGUACUGCCUUUACAAAGGUUUCGCAGAUGAGUAUAGUUGGUCAGCUUGUAACUUAGUCCAGUGAACUGCAAAACGUCAAAAUAACAGAAAUAAUGAACUUCAGAUGUGCGCCAAGUCAGAGAUGAGUGAGAAGGCCAAAGACAGGGAGAUGUGUGGUCUGCAAAGUUCUCCACCCUGCCUGGGAGCAUUCCUGUAUAUCCUUAAUUGUUUUCUUUUGUUGCUGCUCCAGAAGGAGGCUCUUGGCUGUCCAGCUGCUUGCCAGCUCUGCACAGGGAGACAAGUUAGUUGUCGUAAUUCAGGGCUUUUGAGCAUCCCGCAGAACUUGCCAAAAACGACAAUUCUUGUGUACCUCAGUGGGAAUAAUAUAUCGCAUGUGGCUCCAAAUGAACUAAGAGGCCUUCAGAAGCUUGCUGCACUGUACAUGGAUAACUCCAGUAUUUUGUAUGUACACCCGAAAGCUUUUGUGGAACUCCCCAAACUGUGCUACUUGCAUUUAAAUAACAAUAAUAUUAAACGCCUGGAUCCAGGAAUCUUUGAAGGUCUUUCCAGUCUUCACUGUUUAUAUCUUCAGAAUAAUCAAAUAGCUUUUGUUCCCAGAGGAUUAUUUAGUGAUCUCCUUUCUGUUAGGUAUUUAACACUUCAAAGAAAUCGCCUCAGUGUCCUUGGAAGUGGGACUUUCUUGGGAAUGAUAAGUCUCCAAACACUUAACCUAGCCAAUAAUAAGAUUUCACGGAUAUCAGCUUCAGCAUUUCAUCACCUUGAAAAACUUUCAUAUUUGUUUCUUGAAGGUAACCACUUAACACUUGUGCCAUCAAAUGCUAUUGGAAGGCUCAAAAAUCUUGAAAGACUUUCUUUGUCUCACAAUCCCAUUGGAUCAAUACAUGCUUUUGCGUUUAAAGGACUUAACAAGCUUAGAUAUCUGUCUUUAAAGAACAUCAAGCUAAAAUGUAUUGCUGUAAAUGGAUUUUUUGGACUAAACAACCUUAGCCAGUUAAUCUUAAGUUAUAAUGAUUUAGACAAUAUAAAUUCUAGCACUUUUACUUUAUUGGACAAUUUAAUGUAUCUGCAGUUAGACAGAAAUAGAAUAACCAGUAUUGCUGAUGGUACCUUUGAAAAAAUGGGACAGUCACUUAAAAUACUCAGUUUAGCAUUUAAUAAUAUUACAGAGUUACAACCUCAAGUGCUUAAGCCCCUAGUAUCUUUAACUCAUCUACAAAUAAACUACAAUCCUUGGAACUGCAGCUGCAAAAUACUUGGGUUACUUAACUGGCUAGCAUCCUCUCCUGUUUCUGUAAAAAUUCAUUGCCAGAAUCCCCAGAGUAUGCGUGGUAGACCUUUGCAUUACAUUAAGUGGACUCAGUUUGCAAACUGUAGUAGCCCUACUGCCAGCCCAGAAACAGCCUGGAGUCUAGGAUCUGCAGGUGCCCAUCACAGUGCUACCACUUUGCUGGUGGCAUGGCAUAAGGGAAACAAGCACAAUACAUUUGAGCAGUUUGUCAAUGCAGAAACUAAAUAUGUUGCUUUCUGGGAAGGAGCUACAGCUACAUCGGCUAACGGGUUGCCCUAUGAAGAAAAUGCUGCUGAAAUUCCAUCACAAGCAACCAUAGUAUUAUCGACAUUGCCAGUGCAAAUAUCAGCACAGAUUAUGCCUGUUAACAGAACAAUAGAAGAUGGUGGCUUAUUUCCAACAGAUGCUGCUCCUGUAUCGUUAAAAACAUCCCUGUUUUGUACACAACAGGUUGAAAAGCUGAAUCAGGCUUUUGACAUUGUACUAGCCUUUUUCAUUCUGGCUUGUGCUGUGAUCCUAUUUUUAACCUGUAAAAUUAUUCAGUUUAGGCAGAAACUAAAGGUGCUUGAAAACUCUGGGGAAAAGAGAAUAGAAUAUUAUGGUUUUUAUCAGCCUGGCAGAUACAACGUAACUGACCCAGUGCAGUCUCUAACUCGGAAUUCAAUGGGGCAUUCAGAACUAGACCAAAUUAGGUUGCUCAAGCAAACACCAUCUGAAAGUCAGGCACAGGUCAUAUUGUUUGAACACUCAUCGCUGUAAUUUAUCUCAUUUGAUCUGAUGUUAACUUUACUGUGAUCUGAAAUGUCAGGAAGUCAAGAACUCAAUUUAUAAACUAUAAAUAGUUUCACUGAUUAAAAUCAACGGGUUGAUAGAAUUGUAGAAAAUUAUAUCAUUUGGGUUCUGCAUUCCUGAGUGUUUAGAAUUUUCUGUUUUAUUAGAUGUCAUUUAAAUCUGACUCGCAUAGGUAUAUUAUCCUCUGUCUCUGUUGUAGGAAUCUUUCACCUAUAACUCAAGUAUAUGUGCAGUAUAAAAUGCACAUAUAUUCUUAUUUUGCAGUACUUAAUGGUAUAAGUUUCUAUAGAAAUUCCAUAGCUAACUGGUAGCUUGAAGCAAGCAAAACAUCAGUUUUUAGCAAGAUCAUGAAGCCAAGAAAUCUGGGGAAAUGAGGAAAAAAGCAAUUCUUCAUUUAUUUAUUGUAAUGCAGUUUCUACUCUGCCUUUAUUAAUCAUCACAGUGGAAAAAAAAGUAUAUUUACAUCUAGCAUGUUCAAACUCUCGAGGGAAAGAAAAAUUUUAUAUUAUAGAAAUCUUAUUCAUACCUGUGACAUAUUUCAAAAUACAAAGUUGCAUAUUCAAUCUGUAUAAUGAAUAUAUUAAAGUGAAUUUUUUUGUUA